UUUGAACAAUAUAUAUACUUGUAUAAGUUAUUUUGGCUUUUGUUUUUUCUGUUUUUAAGAAAAUAAAUAUAGCCAUGUGAGGUAUUGUCAUUCUUUUCCAUGUCUAUUUUUCAAAUGUUUAAUUUUUACAAUUUUGCUUAUUGAUGAUUACAGAUAUUUACUUUUGAAUUUAUACAUUAACAAACGUAAUACUUGGCAACUAAUUUGAAAUGUAAAAUGUAGUAAUAUCUAAUUAAUAAUUACUACAAAUGUAACUUGACUAGUCUGGACUCAUUUAAAGAACCUCAAUUAUCACCACCAACUAAAUUUCUACCAUAAGUUAAAGUAGUUCGUAACCUACAAGAGCGAGUCAAAAGCAUAAAGGCAUUUGGUAAAGAAUGAGUAUUAAGAAAGAUCAAAAGUAAAAGCAAAAAAAUAAAAAAAAGCUCAUCAUCAUGCAUCAUAUGUACACCCCACAAUUCCAUAACCUCUUCACUCCACUAUACUUACUUUUGUUUACUCUCAUUUCCUUACCGUUAUAUAUUCUCCUGCCCAAAAAACUCAACUAUCAAAAUAACCAGCUUAGAGUAAUUAGUAGUAGUAGAUAUGGGAGGAAAAAAGAAGAAGAGGCAAGAAACUACGUCAGCGGCGUUGUCGUCAUCGUCGUCAUUAAGGUCUUCCUCGUAUCGUCGAGACUCUGGUUCUCCGGCGACAUCAACCACCAAUGUUGGGUGUAUGUCCGGGAUUUUUCAUCUCAUGUCUAAGUACCAUACUCGCCGUAAAUUCCUCACUUUUGGUAAAAAACAAGAACGUAAUGCCGUUGUCCAAGCUUCCACAUCACCACCACCAACAAAAUCCGAAGACACCGUCAAAUGCCAACAACAUGAACAAGGCUCGUCGGCUGGAAGACUUUCGCUUGAUCAGACGCCAAGAAGCCCAGCGAUUCCGGCGGAGAUCCGACGAUCAUCGACAGACAGCUCGGUGAGCUCGCCUAGGGUGGUGGCACGUUUAAUGGGACUUGAAGAUUUUCCGGCGAGAUCUCCGGCGCCGGCGACUGUGGUGUCUCCGGCAGCGGAGAAGAGGAGGAAGCUUCUGGGGGCGUUGGAGAAAUGUGAUGAGGACUUGCAGGCGUUGAAGAAGAUUAUAGAGGCGGUGCGCGCCACCCAAACGCCACCGCGAGUGGCGGAGAUGAAGAGACGAGAGGAGGUGGAGGAUGUGGACAGUGAGGUGGGGAGUGAUGGGCCGAGUCCGGUAUCGGUGUUGGAUCAUCGUCACUUGUCCUCCGGUUAUUACCAAAGAACCACUAAUGAGCAAAUUAUGCAACAACAAAAGCCAAAGCAGCAAAAACCGCAACAAAUGACUAGGAAAAAGCCAGGAGAUCAUGAAGACAAAGCCAUCAAUAUCCUUAACAAAACAUCAUUACCUUCCAUUACACCACAACUACCCUUACAUCUUCCUGCUAGAACAACUCAUCAUCAGCAGGUGCUCAACACCGCGGCCCCCACGACAGCAGCAGCCGGAGAGCCAUGGAGUACGGCGAUGAAAGAGAGCGUGUACGAGGUUUGUAGGGAUAUCGAACGAGGACUAAUACAAGAGGUUGGAAGAAUUGAAUUGAUUUUACAAGAUAUAAUUUUUAGAGAAUUGAUUGAUGAAAUUAUUAAAGAAUUUGGUUCUUCUUUACAUAAAAGAAGUACUUCCAAUUUCAAGUUAACUUUCGAAGCAUGCAAGAGACAAUUAAGUUUCUAGAGGGUUGUAAUGCAUCAUCGUGUAAUAUUAAUUAAACUUGUACGUGUAUUAAA
This is a messenger RNA of Chenopodium quinoa (quinoa), 1778 nucleotides long. RefSeq lists its product as uncharacterized. The coding region runs from base 586 to 1725 and encodes 379 amino acids. The transcript has 3 exons. The record is from RefSeq and is a predicted model, not a curated record. NCBI's taxonomy places the organism in Eukaryota, Viridiplantae, Streptophyta, Magnoliopsida, Caryophyllales, Amaranthaceae.